UAUCACAAAUAAUUUGUAAUGCUCAUUUUAGUCGUGGUAGGCUGAACCGUUACCAAAAUCGUUCCAAAUAAAAAAGUCGUUACAAAUUAAUAAAAAAAUUGUUCCGAAAGCCAUUUAAGUAAAAUGAUUUUUUGUAGUGCGUGUCCAACGCCUGUCGGGCACUGUAUAAAAUAAAUAAUUCUUUCCUACCACUCAGCCCCCCGCCUUCGUUCCUCUCCCUCUUCCAUUUUCUCCUCCGCUAUGGCUUCAUCGUCAACCGCCGCCGGCCCCACUAUCUGAAAUCCGAGAAACCCUAAUGCCACCCCCUACCAUCCAUUGUGAACCUUUGUUUCAAUCAGGAAAACAGCAGCUUUGCCAUCGGCACCACCGAUGGCUUCAUGAUAUUCAACACCGACCCUUUUGUACAAACCAUGCGCCAAGACUUUCUCCAAGAAUCACCAAGGUGGUGGCAUUGGUAUCGUGUAGAGGAUCCUCGGCACCAACAAAUUCACUGUAGUCGGCGAAGGGGCCGCUCCAGGACUCAACGGCAACAAAUCAUGAUCUGGGAUGAUUUUGUGGGAUAGAUCACUGGGGAGCUCUAUUACCGUUCCGAGUGAAGAGCGUUCACCUGAGGCGGGACUGCAUUGUUGCGGUUACGAUGCAGAAGAUAUAUGUUCAAGAUCUUACGAACCUACGAUUGCUGCAUCAAAUAGAAACGGAGCCCAAUCCAAAGGGGUUGUGUGAAAUUUCGUUGUCGGGGCGGAUGGUUCUGGUUUGCUUGGGACGGGAUAAGGGGGAGGUAAGGGUGUUGCACGACGAGGUGAGUUGGAUUAGGCUGAUAAAGGCUAGCGACUUGGAUGUUACUUCUGUUGCUUUGUUGAGCAACGGGAGGCUGCUGGCAGCCGCGAGUACUAAGGGCACGUUGAUUAGGUUGUUCGACAUAUUGUCCGUAAUGCUGCUUCAGGAUAUGAGAAGGGGUUCUGCAUUUGAAAGAACAGAGAUUCACAGCCUUUCUUUCUGCUCUGAUGCUGAGUGGCUGGCUCUUACAAGCAAUAAAGGAACCGUUGAUGUUUUCAGCUUAAACAUGGACGCAAUAAAGGAAGCAAAACGAAAUAAUAUGUAUUCUGCGGAAGUAUUUCAUUCCCGAGUGGCUGACGGCUCAGUUUCCCGUACCAAAAGAAUACAACACAUUGUGGCGUUUGGCUACCAAAAGAACAUAGUUCUCGUUGUCGGCACGAAUGGCAGAUUCUACAGAUGCAAGUUUGAUCCAAUUGUAGGUGGGGAGAUGACUCAGAUGGAAUGCCACAACUUCCUUCAGCCAGAACUCAUGAGUACACUUUAGAUAGAUUUUGCAGGCAAUUCAUUGGAUUGUGGAUAUAUUAGUUUGAUAGAAAAUUGCAAAUCGUUACAGAUACACACUCUGGCGGUAUAAAAUAAAGUUCUUUGUUUUGUGUAUGUACGAGUUUUCAAUGCAAAAAGUCCUU
Molecule: messenger RNA, 1463 nt
Organism: Sesamum indicum (sesame)
Lineage: Eukaryota; Viridiplantae; Streptophyta; Magnoliopsida; Lamiales; Pedaliaceae
Product: autophagy-related protein 18a
Molecular function (GO): protein binding
Source: RefSeq, a predicted model, not a curated record